AUGUCAGCGCCAUCCAUCCCCAAUCUUCUCUCUCUCCGGGCCAGAGGCGGUCGGGGCCGAAGCCGAGGCCGGGGGCAAGGACGCGGAGGUUCUGGAGCCGGCGCGGAAUCUCGUGCUCCUCGCGGCCAGGCACAUGAUGCGGUCAUCCAGGGAACCGAUACGGAUGCCGCCGUGUCGAGGUUGAGUGCCGUCGACACGGGCUAUCUGAGCGAUCCAUAUGCGCGGUAUUUUGUAUCUGCUUUUGAUGGUCCGCCGGCAAGACGAUUCCCCAUCAUCAACAGAGGAACAUAUACGCGUACAACAGCUAUAGAUAACCUCGUUCGCGCGUUUCUUGCAAGAACUGAGGGAGAAGUCACGAGGCAGAUAGUAUCUCUGGGCGCUGGCACUGAUACUAGGCCUUUCCGGCUCUUUAGUCAACAAAGCCGUCCAAAGCUGGUCUAUCAUGAGAUUGACUUCUCAGUAACAAGUGCCAAGAAGCUCAAGACAGUUGAGGCAGUGCCGCCUUUGGCCAGCGUGUUGACGAAUCGAUCAACAGGUCAACAGGACACAGGUAGCUGGUCAAGCCAGCCGUUGAAUGGAGAGUAUUUCUGCCACGGGCUAGAUAUCCGCCGGUUAUCACCUGCGGCUACCGAAAUCCUACCCGGGCUUCGCACCGACGUCCCUACUCUCAUCCUCUCGGAAUGCUGUCUCUGCUAUCUCUCUCAGGAGGAAUCAGAGGGUGUGCUUGAGUAUUUCUCGUCUCGGAUACCCAAUAUUUCCGUCGUAAUCUACGAGCCGAUCCACCUUGGAGAUCCAUUUAGUGAUACCAUGGUAUCAAACUUGGCAGCGCGGAAUAUUCACAUGCCUAGCCUCGAGCGCCGCAGAAACGAAGCAGACGAAGCGGCUCGGCUUAAGCGAAUAGGGUUUGAGACCACCCGUCAAUUGACGAUUGAUCGCUUGUGGAGCAAGUGGGUGGAUGCCGAAGAGAAGGAGAGAGUUGACAGGCUUGAAGGACUUGAUGAAGUCGAAGAGUGGCAACUACUUGCCGGGCACUAUGUUGUGGUAUGGAGCUUUAGGGGAGACGGAUUCGAGGGGUGGAGAGGCAUUGAAUAA
Trichoderma aggressivum f. europaeum is the source of this 1092-nucleotide messenger RNA. RefSeq lists its product as uncharacterized. Gene Ontology annotation, molecular function: protein C-terminal leucine carboxyl O-methyltransferase activity. NCBI's taxonomy places the organism in Eukaryota, Fungi, Ascomycota, Sordariomycetes, Hypocreales, Hypocreaceae. Bases 1 to 1092 code for a protein of 363 amino acids. Gene Ontology annotation, biological process: C-terminal protein methylation. The record is from RefSeq and is a predicted model, not a curated record. The transcript is spliced from 2 exons.